Molecule: messenger RNA, 540 nt
Organism: Procambarus clarkii (red swamp crayfish)
Lineage: Eukaryota; Metazoa; Arthropoda; Malacostraca; Decapoda; Cambaridae
Source: RefSeq, a predicted model, not a curated record
AUGGCAGAUGACAACAAAUUUGAACCACCGGAAAUGGUCGAAAUGCAAGAUAUUGGCUACUUUUAUUGCCCCAUAAUGAACCUGCAGGUGCUGCAGCACUCACCACACGAGCAGGUGAGAGGCGGGAGUAAUCUCUCCCAAGGUGAAGGUGAAGGAUUUGUUGAGGAGUGCUUAAUCGCGCGCCCCCGUGCACCCGCGCCACCGUGCACCCGCGCCACCGUGCACCCGCGCCCCCGUGCACCCGCGCCACCGUGCACCCGUGGCCCCGUGCACCCGCGCCCCCGUGCACCCGCGCCACCGUGCACCCGUGGCCCCGUGCACCCGCGCCACCGUGCACCCGCGCCACCGUGCACCCGCGCCACCGUGCACCCGCGCCACCGUGCACCCGUGCCACGCGCCCCCGUGCACCCGCGCCCCCGUGCACCCCGUGCCACCGUGCACCCGCGCCCCCGUGCACCCGUGCCCCCGUGCACCCGCGCCCCCGAGCACCCGUGCCCCCGUGCACCCGUGCCACCGUGCACCCGCGCCCCCGUGCACUAG